UCGAAGAAGAGGAGGAAGAAAGUUGCAAAUUCGGAGUGUUAAUACGUGUUAUAUCUUGUUCAGCCGGCUAAUUGCGCACAAGUAUGUUGUGACUUUGAAGAUCCGGAGGUUCAGGGAGUCUUUCAUAAUUUUUGAACAUAUGAAUUCUGAAAAUGCUGCGUUUUGAUGUAACUUGAAGUCAGUUAUUACUCGAUGGAUAUUGAAUUACUUAAUGCCCAGCUUUGUACACUUUGACAGAGAUUUGCAAAGCUCAGGUCUCAAAAUGAAGAAGCAGUUUUUUCGAGUUAAGCAGCUAGCAGAUCAGCAUUUUUCAAGAGCUGGGAAGACCGAGGUGCUGUCUGAUGACCUCCAAGAGGCAGACCGGAAAGUGGAGUAUAUCAGCAGAGCAUGCGGGAACACAUCAAAGAAACUGGGCACACUGUUUUUAGGCCAAGAUGCUUCCAGAGAGAAGAGACUGAAGAAGAAUUCAGAACAUUUAUUGGGUGUUACUAUGCAGGACAACGGAUCAUGCGAGGAGGAGUGUCUUCUUAGCACCAUCUUAUCAGACUCUGCCAAGAUAGAAAUGAAUCUGGCCAAUGAAGCGCUAGACCAUGAAGUUCAAGUGGAACAGUUAGUUGUAACCCCGUUACAACAGAUGCUGGACAAUGAUGUACCCAAGCACAAAGCUAAACUUAGUAAACUGACAUUAGAUAUGGAUUCCGCAAGAACCAGGUACCACACGGCUCUUAAACAUGGCAGUGCUAAUACAAAUGCCGUCAAAGAAGAACUGGAAGAUGCCGAGCUGAAGGUGGAACAGUGUAGGGAUAUGCUGGCAUCGGAGAUGUUCCAGUUGAUAUCCAGAGAGGCUGAUCUUGCCCAGACUAUAGUGCAGUAUGUCAAACUUCAGAGAGCUUACCAUCAGAGUGCCCUGAAGAUACUGGAAGAAAAAAUACCAGAACUUGAAAAGAACAUCAGAGACAGCCCUUUAAAACCAGUUUAUGGAUACCCAUUGGAGGAACAUCUUCGUGUCACUCAGAGAAAAGUUGCAUUUCCCAUUGAGCUUUGUGUAUGUGCCUUGCUAGAGCUUGGGAUGGAGGAAGAAGGGCUGUUCAGGGUUGCUGGAGGGUCUUCCAAGGUACGGCGUAUGAAGAUGAGCUUUGAUGCUGGUUGCCUGACCUUGCCAACUGCUCUUGAAUACCGAGACCCUCAUGUGAUAGCCGGUGCCCUCAAAUCAUACCUGAGGGAACUGCCAGAACCCCUCAUGACACAUGCCUUGUAUGAUGAGUGGGUAACAGCAGCAAGAAUUCAGUCAUCCAGUGAAGCUCGUCAACAGGCACUGAAACUGGUCGUUGAUAAAUUACCAGAGGCAAAUUUUGACAACUUACGGUACCUGAUAAAGUUCCUCUCUGCACUGUCUCGUAACCAGGAAGUGAACAAAAUGACACCUCAGAACAUUGCCAUUGUCAUCGCACCAAAUUUGAUAUGGAGCCAAGCUGACGAGAGUACUACAAUGGGGAUGAACAUGAGUUCAGCAAACACGUACAGCUCUAUCGUAGACAGUUUGGUGAAUAAUGCAGAAUUGUUUUUCCCUGGUGACAUUGAGUUCUUUCAAACUUUUUCUCAUGAAACAACAUUAAUAAACGGAAUGACCACAAGUAUUGGAUCAGUUAGUGGAUUUCAACCUCAUGAAUGGACAAGCAGCUCUCCUUCUGAGAAAAUGGCAACCAGUGGCCAUACCAGAGGAAGUAGCGGUGAUGGUCAACUGAUCAAUCUUGGAGAACCUGACAUGAAAAGAACACAGUCAAACAGUAGUCUUUCAGAUCACAGCAGUCCUCCACAUGGGAGCCCUAAACCAGCUGCCCGCAGAAAGAACAAGCCAGCUCCUGUCCCCCCUGCUACUGGUGCAUCACCGAAGGAGCCACCACCUCCGCCAUCAGGCUCUACUCCUGAAAAACCUGAGAAACCUCCUCGGCCAGCUGUAGGUCCAGUGUCAUCAACAUUGCCUCGACCCAGCAAGAAAAACUCCGGAGAAUAUGACGUGAGAACAGCAGUUUCAGGCCCUGUUGAAAAUGUAUCACCCAUGGCAACAGAAAGGAAUCAGAAAUCCAGUGAUAGCAGUAUUUCUUCUGGAAUGAGGAAACAAAGCACAGAUGGUUUAGAACAUCAACAGAAUUGCAUGGUAUCAUCUUCCAUGCAUAGAAGACUCAGCAGUGGGGGAGGAGAAAAAGUGUGUACAGAAAAAUCUGUGGAAGGAAAUGAAUCUGUAUCCCCAAUAGCAGAGUCACAAAUGGCUCCUUCCGCCACUGCUGUUGGAACCACUACUAUAGCCAUCACAUCUGGAUGUACUGGAAAGGUGUCUGGUGUGACAGAAAGCCUCCAGCAAAAGAAUAUAGCACAUCCUUCUAUAGGUAGCUCUAGCGCAUUAGAAAAGAAACACCCACAAAGGCCAAUUCCUGUUGCUGCCCCUAGAAGCACAGUGAAUAUUAAUGCUAGCAAUGCGACUGUCUCUAACAGGGAAGUUCAGAAUCAGUCUUCCGAGAAUAAAACUUCAGAAAAUGUAUGUUCAGCAUCUUCUAGAGUAAGCAGUGAGUCAACAAAGGAUGUAGACGCUUUGGGAGGGCAUGACUCCGUAGUACUGAGAAGGCCUUUACACUCGGAGAGUGGAGACCGUUCAAAUAAACCAGCUGUGCCUGAACGACCAGCUAUUCUUCUUCGACCUCAUAAUUCAUUCCGUGGUUCCAGACACUCUGCUGAUUCAGAUACUUCUAGCGAUAAACAUAAUACAGAUUCCGAGCGCCCCCUGCUGGAACGCACCCACAUGUACUGUGUAGACAAACAGCAGGUGGCAAUUAUUCAAGUUGGGGGAGAGAAGGAGAAGAUGGUUGCAGUUCCUAUCAACAACAAUAACAAUAAUGAGCCUGUGUUACAGAGGAGCCCUUCCAUGGGGGGUCGACCCCACUCCGUGUCCCUCUCAGACAAGGGACAGUGCCUUGAAAAGCCAGAGAGACCACCGAAACCCGAAAAUGCAAAUUCCUGUGUUGAAAGAGGGCAACGCCAGUCUAGUCAUUCCCGGACCAUGUCAGAAGGGAACAUUUUCAACUUCGACAAAGAUAAAUCGGGUAUGAGGCCACAACCAUCUCAGACCUCACCACAGGGCAGUGGCAAUUCACCAGGUUCUCCCAGACACCCCAGUCGUCCUCCGCGGCCACAGCCUCCCCCUCCUCCACCACCGGGCAAGUGUAAGCAGGAGCGUUUAUGGGAGAGUACAGAUCUUUGAUAAGAAGAGUUGUGCACAUCUCACCAGACGAGUAAUAUAUUUAAGGCAGCAUUGUAGCACUAAUAAGGGAUAAGCAUGUAACACAUUUAGGACAAUAUUGCUUGACAAGCUUUGUUUCUACCACUGGGAAUGAUAAGUGGUAUAAAUAUAAUGACUGAAAGUGCCUCUGUCUUUUAAAGUUUCAGGUGCUGUUGUAUGAAUAUUUAAUUAUCUCUUGAAAUCAGAUUUAAUCUACAGCCUAAGAACUUUUUUCACAUUGCAAGUUUUUCAAUAUAUAAUGAAGCACUUGUUACAGUGAUUUCACAUAUAGUUGUGGAGACUGAAUAGAUAAAACAGUUUAGGUAUAUUAGGAUGGAUCUGUGAAUUGAGCGUGAAAAAUUGAAAAUUUGGAAUACCAGGAAUUCCAGUUCUUUACAGAAGUUUUCUCUGGUAUUUCAUUGUAAUCUGUUAAAGCUUGUUCCUCUGUUUUAAGAUCUCCAGUGAUAUAAAAUGUUUUGUUUCUUGUUAUGGAAAAUUGAGAUGCAUUUAUUAUGUUCAGGUGCUGUGUGUUGAGAAAACUCUUUAUUUUCUUGUUCGUGUUCUGCACUUCUGUCUUUCUCUUGAUUACUUUUUCUGUGUUUGGGGUGUUAGCACAGUUGAAAGUUGCAGAACUUCAUAUAUUAGAUUCUUCAUGCCUGGCUGAAUGUAAGAGUUUGAAAACUGCAGAAUGGAUUUUCAUGAAAAUUGAUAUUGGGGAGUUAAAAAAAAAGAUUAUCAUAUCACCCAGACUUUGCUUAAAAUUGGACAAGAUGAAAUAUGUGGGUUCCUGUGCUUAUCUCGAGCAUACCUCACCCUUUCACAGAUGGACUCGACAAAAACUGUGGGGGAAAGUGAAAUAUAUUUUAUACCCAGCACAGUUUUCAAGGUAGUUGAACAGAAGGAAUUGAACACACCAGAAAUGUUAAUCAUGCAUUUCCUAAAUUGUCUAUUACUAUGUUAAAUACUUUAUAUUGUAUACUGCCGUAAAGUCUGCACACAAAACCAUGUCAUAUUUGAACUUUCCAGCAUUAGUUUAUUAAACAUUCAAAUCUUCAGCCUGGGAAUUCUCGACAGCACAAAUAAUUAUUGUUAUAUGUGUAAGUGCUGCUUACAUACUUUUUAUAUAACAGCGUAAAACGUGAUAGAUACUGUAUUUUGUAUUGUCAUUUGAUGUUAGUUAAAAUGCUUUAUUAACCAAUAAAGAAGAAACAGAAGAUGUUCAUUUCAAGUCAGUAUGUUUUAUAUACAGUUAUGUCUAGAAGAUAAGAAUGUUAUAUGUAUAAAUGAUUUUUAUCAUGAUAGUUCUGUAAAUAAAAUUUGAGCAAUAAUAGGGAAUUCAGCAUUUAACUACCUUAAUAUUAUUGUAUGAUUGUGACUGAAGGUAAAAAAAGGAAUGCAUCUACUUGUUGAUGUAAUUCAUAGAUGUAAAAAUGAAGUGAGAAGGUGAAAUAUAAUGAAGGUGGUGACAUUUUAAGAUGCUAUAUGCAUCUUCUUUUCAGAGAGAAAAAAGAAGAAGAUAUUUUUGCAGCUCCUGAAAUUCCAAUGUACUGACUCAAAAAGAAUCCUAUGUUAUCCAUAUGUUACUUUGUGUUUUGAAAAUUCUGCCUUGUUCCCUAACAUCCUCAACCUUCUUUUUACUUAUUUGUUUUGACAGAGAGAAAUUUUCUGACAUAACAUUUCAAAUUUUGUGAUUUGCAGAUUUCAGAAUGUCUGUUUUUGUGUUUGGAGGAAAUGUGUGAGCAAGAAAUAAAGGGUUGGUUGGAGAGUAUGUAUUUCCAAAGCACUUGGAUAUGA
Cryptotermes secundus is the source of this 5068-nucleotide messenger RNA. RefSeq names its product rho GTPase-activating protein 44. Gene Ontology annotation, cellular component: cytoplasm; intracellular anatomical structure. The record is from RefSeq and is a predicted model, not a curated record. Lineage: Eukaryota; Metazoa; Arthropoda; Insecta; Blattodea; Kalotermitidae. Bases 212 to 3256 code for a protein of 1014 amino acids. Gene Ontology annotation, molecular function: GTPase activator activity; protein binding. Gene Ontology annotation, biological process: regulation of Rac protein signal transduction; regulation of actin cytoskeleton organization; signal transduction. The transcript has 16 exons.